UGGUAGCAUGGCAGACUCAGAUGAACCCCAACCGCCAACCGACUCGUCCCAAAAUGGCCUCACUUCCCUCGAUAAUUACCCCGUGCCACUGUCCCCUCCACUCCCCGCAAUCUCCAAGCAAAUCGAGCUAAGCCGAGCCAUGACCGCAUCUUCGAAAUCGAGCCUCUUCUCUCUCUCAACGUGCCACGUCAUCUACGAAGACCAAUGGCUCAUCGCAAUCAACAAGCCCCAAGGAAUCUACUGCGAAACCAUCCUCUCUUCCGUUCCAACCCUUCUCAAACCACAUCAAGGUGUCCACGUCAGCGUGCCUGAGCUGCACCUUGCUAACCGUCUCGACCGCGACACAAGCGGCGUGACGAUUAUUACGAAGUCCCACAAAGUGGCAUCGAAGUUCGUGAAGGCAUUCACCGACCACGAGGUUCGUAAAACCUACAUCGCUCUCUGCAGUGGCGUGGCCCCGAAGUGGAACAGGAUUACCGUUAGGUCCGGGCACGGGAGGUCCAAGUUUGGCGCGUGGCGCGUUUACGCUGCCUCCGAUGUCGGGCGGAAGCUACCAGGCGGUUCGGUAGUCCGUGGCAUGGAGACUUCGUUCGAGGUUUUAUCGGUAAACGGAAGCGGAACGUUCAGAGACGAGUCGGAAAUUAACGACGGUGGUGAUGUGGUGGUUGUUGAGGAGAGAGCUGUGAGAGAAGGUAGUGGUGGCGAUGCAGAGAGUGAGAUAAUAGUGAGGGCGUAUCCUACGAGUGGAAGAACGCAUCAGAUUCGGUUGCAUUGUCAGUACCUUGGGAUUUCGAUUGUAGGGGACGUGAAGUAUGAAGGGGUCUGUGAAUGGAAAGAGGUGGCGCGUGAGGGCCACGCGCUUCAUGCCGAGAGCUUAUCGUUCAAGCACCCCGUUACUGGCGAUCGCAUUUCACUACACGCGCCGCUUCCAUCUUGGGCCAAUAAGGCCUUGCAGUUGCAGCACUGAGGAAAUUGUGUGUGUUUUGCAAAAGAGACCUUUAAUUUAAAGGAAUCAUUGUCAUGUCCUUGUUGCGAUGAAGAUCAGGGUCGUUAUCUUUUGAAACCUGCUUCAGUGCUCUCUCCAAACUGUCAAAUACUAACGGAGUAACAGUACAUUCAGAGUUUGGUUGCUCCUCGGCCACAUGCAGUGGACGCCUGAGAAAUUUGCUAAUUUGGAGGUUCUUGCUAUUUCUCAUGUCAACAAGUUUGCUUGAGCUUUUGAGAGUUCCAUUAUACUAAAUCUUAGCUCUGUUUCUUCAAAGAAUAUCAUUAUGUUUGAUAUCAUUCUUGGCUUUGUUUGGAAAGAUUUUUUUUUUUAAAUCUUUAGUGUAUCAAACUUUAUAUAGUGGGUAAUCAAAAUAGUUUCUCAAAAAGCAAUGUAUACAAAUAUGUGAUUUAUAUUGGAGUAUUUUGAGACUCAAGUCUUAACCAUUUGUGAUGUUCCUGGUGGUGUAAAAGAAGAAAAUAUUGAUCUGGCAUUAUUGUUCAGAAAGAAUAAUAGAUUAAUAGUACACAUGCACCUUGGUAAUUCUUUCGAUCAA
Molecule: messenger RNA, 1541 nt
Organism: Arachis duranensis
Lineage: Eukaryota; Viridiplantae; Streptophyta; Magnoliopsida; Fabales; Fabaceae
Product: RNA pseudouridine synthase 1
Exons: 2
Coding region: 8-967 (319 amino acids)
Biological process (GO): pseudouridine synthesis
Molecular function (GO): RNA binding; pseudouridine synthase activity
Source: RefSeq, a predicted model, not a curated record